AUGUACCAGAGCUUGGCGCUGGCCCCGAGCCCCGGCCAGGCCGCCUACGCCGACUCGGGCGCCUUCCUGCACGCGGCUGCCGCGGGCUCCCCGAUGUUCGUGCCGCCGGCGCGCGUGCCCCCCAUGCUGCCCUACCUGCCGGCGUGCGAGCCGGGCCCGCAGACCCCCGCGCUCGCCACGCACCCGAGCUGGGCGCAGGCGGCCGCCGCGGACUCGGCCUUCGGCGCUGGCAGCCCGCACCCGCCCGCGGCACAGCCGCCUGGGGCCACCGCCUUCCCCUUCGCGCACAGCCCCCCGGGGCCUGGCAGCGGUGGCAGCGCGGGAGGCCGGGACGGCGGCACCUACCAGGGCGCGCUGCUGGCUCGCGAGCAGUACCCGGCCCCGCUCGGGCGGCCCGUGGGCGCCUCGUACCCCACCGCCUACCCCGCCUACGUGAGUCCCGACGUGGCCCCGUCCUGGACCGCCGGACCCUUCGAUGGCAGCGUCCUGCACGGUCUACAGGGCCGCCCGAACGGCCUCCCAGGUCGCCGGGCCACCUUCGUGUCCGACUUCUUGGAGGAGUUCCCCGGAGAGGGUCGCGAGUGCGUCAACUGCGGGGCUCUGUCCACACCACUGUGGCGUCGUGAUGGCACCGGCCACUAUCUGUGCAACGCCUGCGGCCUCUACCACAAGAUGAAUGGCGUCAACCGGCCACUCGUGCGGCCCCAGAAGCGCCUGUCCUCAUCCCGCCGUGCCGGGCUGUGCUGCACCAACUGCCACACGACCAACACCACACUCUGGCGGCGGAACGCGGAGGGCGAGCCGGUGUGCAACGCCUGCGGCCUCUACAUGAAGCUGCACGGGGUGCCGCGGCCUCUGGCAAUGAAGAAGGAAAGUAUCCAGACACGGAAACGAAAGCCUAAGAAUGUCACCAAGACCAAGGGCUCCUCAGGAUCCACAGCAAAUGCCACAGCCUCCCCCUCUGCUGUCUCCAACACCGAGAGCUCAGCAGUCACUUUGAAACCUGAGCCCAGUCUGGCGUCCCCAACAUGCCCUGGGCCCAGCGUCACCUCCCAGGCUCCCAGCCAGGUAGAUGACCCCCUGGCCCCCAGCCACUUGGAGUUCAAGUUCGAGCCCGAGGAGUUUGCCUUACCCUCCACGGCCCUAGGCCCCCAGGCUGGCCUCAGUGGGGCCCUGCGCCAGGAGGCCUGGUGCGCACUGGCCUUGGCCUAA
This is a messenger RNA of Cynocephalus volans (Philippine flying lemur), 1212 nucleotides long. RefSeq names its product GATA binding protein 5 (gene GATA5). Gene Ontology annotation, biological process: positive regulation of transcription by RNA polymerase II; cell fate commitment; negative regulation of transcription by RNA polymerase II. The coding region runs from base 1 to 1212 and encodes 403 amino acids. NCBI's taxonomy places the organism in Eukaryota, Metazoa, Chordata, Mammalia, Dermoptera, Cynocephalidae. Gene Ontology annotation, cellular component: nucleus. The record is from RefSeq and is a predicted model, not a curated record. Gene Ontology annotation, molecular function: DNA-binding transcription factor activity, RNA polymerase II-specific; RNA polymerase II cis-regulatory region sequence-specific DNA binding; zinc ion binding. The transcript is spliced from 6 exons.